Molecule: messenger RNA, 993 nt
Organism: Apus apus (common swift)
Lineage: Eukaryota; Metazoa; Chordata; Aves; Apodiformes; Apodidae
Gene: DCXR
Product: dicarbonyl and L-xylulose reductase
Exons: 8
Coding region: 53-793 (246 amino acids)
Biological process (GO): xylulose metabolic process; glucose metabolic process
Molecular function (GO): carbonyl reductase (NADPH) activity; L-xylulose reductase (NADPH) activity
Source: RefSeq, a predicted model, not a curated record
CCCGGCCCUCUUGGGCGGCUCCGGCCCCGCCCCGCCCGCAGCCGCCCGCAGCAUGGAGCCGUACCUCAGCUUCCGCGGCCGCCGGGCCCUGGUGACUGGGGCCGGCAAAGGGAUCGGCCGCGCCGUGGCCGUGGCGCUCAGCAGGGCCGGGGCCCGCGUCACCGCGCUCAGCCGCACCGCGGCGGACCUGGAGAGCCUCGCGCGAGAGUGCCCGGGCAUCGAGACCCUGUGCCUGGACCUGGCCGACUGGGACGCGGCGGAGGCGGCGCUGGGCGCGGCGGGGCCGUUCGAGCUGCUGGUGAACAACGCGGCCGUGGCGCCGCUCCAGCCCUUCCUGCAGGUGACGCGGGCCGCCCUGCAGCGGUCUCUUGAUGUGAAUUUUGGGGCUGUGCUUCAUGUUUCCCAGAUUGUUGCUCGGCAGAUGAUUGCACAGGGGGUGCCAGGUGCUAUUGUCAAUGUCUCUAGCCAGGCAUCUCAGCGUGCUCUGCGGGAUCAUGCUGUUUACUGUUCCACAAAAAGUGCUGUGGAUAUGCUGAGCAAGGUAAUGGCAAUGGAACUGGGACCCCACAAGAUUAGGGUGAACACUGUGAACCCCACAGUGGUUAUGACCGACAUGGGGAGAAUUAACUGGAGUGACCCUCAGAAAUCUGCUGCCAUGAUUAAUCGGAUUCCACUGGGAAAGUUUGCAGAGGUGGAUGAUGUGGUGAACAGCAUUCUCUUCCUGCUGAGUGAUAAGAGUGCUAUGACAACUGGCAGCUCACUGGUGGUUGAUGGGGGAUUUCUUGUCUCCUAAGAUGACACCUGCAUUUCACACGUGGCCUUAAUUUUCAUCCUAGUAAUGCAUAGAUGUAAAAUGGAUAGAAAACAAUUACACAAUCCCAGUUUUUCUGGAGAAGAGGGGCAGCAGGACUGGAACCUGAAUGAGAAGUGAGGCAGAAAACCACCUUUAGAAGGCUGAUAGAUAAUAAAGAUCACAUAUGUUGUCAUGGAGAA